Pseudozyma hubeiensis SY62 is the source of this 807-nucleotide messenger RNA. Its product is annotated as RNA-directed RNA polymerase. The transcript is spliced from 5 exons. The coding region runs from base 1 to 807 and encodes 268 amino acids. The record is from RefSeq and is a predicted model, not a curated record. Lineage: Eukaryota; Fungi; Basidiomycota; Ustilaginomycetes; Ustilaginales; Ustilaginaceae. Gene Ontology annotation, molecular function: oxidoreductase activity, acting on paired donors, with incorporation or reduction of molecular oxygen; monooxygenase activity; iron ion binding.
AUGGCCGGUUGGAUCGAAGCUUCGCUCUCUGCUUCUGGAGUCGAAUGGAUGACGAUACACAAUCUGAUCAAGAAACCUACUCUUACAAAAUAUGGCAUAGCUCGUAUGACGGUGGUCCAAUUUGGAGCUGUGCUUCGUUUCCGCGAGAUUGUUUACCUUUCCAGUCCCGAGUAUAUUGAAUGGUUUCUUGCAACCGGCAACACAUUGUUCGGCAUCAACUUCGAUGCUAUGAAAACACCCAAAAUCUGGUUCGAGCCAAUGAAACGAAUCGAACACAUUUUGGAGCCACGAUUCUCGGACUGGCUGACUCCGCUUCAACGUUUUGACGAUUUCGCCAAGUCUCCAGCAAACAUGCAGUUCAGGGAGGAUCAGCUACAGCGCAUGGUGGCUGAAGUAAUGAUCCGGAAAGAGGACUUUGCAGAUGAGCCGUUGAAGUACACUCUUGUCGAUGUCCUUGCAAAAGAUCAGUUGCAACCGAUGCCGGUUUUGAAUACCGCUCGCAUCAAAGAAAACCUCGAGUUCCUGUUCUUCAGCGGUCAUCAUAGCAUCACUCUAGCGCUCUGCCACAUUGUCCGUCAACUUUCCUUACAGCCAGUAAGCAUCAACCAGCUCCAAUAUUGCAGCUCACCCGUCUUGCACCACUUGGUUGACGUGUCUGACAAUUGGUACCUACAGAGCUUGUAUGAACGGGUGGUGGAAGAAGCAGAUCGCACUGUCAUGGUGCCAGAGCACUCUGAAAGCCUUAUUCGCAACUUGGUCUUGGAAGCUCUCCGCUUCCAUCCACCUAUCGAAGAAAGUCCUGAUUAG